AUGAUAGUGAGACAAAGUAUAUCACCAAAAAGAAAAAGUAUGACCCCUUCAAUGUAUGAAGGAAGAUAAUAUUAAUAUACGCUAAGAUGUAGUAAUGUUAAAACUGAAAGUCUGGAUAAUAGACAUGUUUGUUCAAGGAAUGAUGAUUCCAAGAGAAAAUAACUAAACAUUUCAAAUCCUCGGAAAAGUAUUUCAAUAUAAAACCCUCAAGUCACUUUAAAUAGUUCUUCUAAUUCCAAAAACCUAAAAACCCUAUAAUCAUCUACUAGAAAAUUAUCUCUAUAAACUAAGACAAUGAUAAGCAGCACUACAAGCGACAAUUGCUAGAUUACAAAGUUCUUUCUUCAUCCAUUAACCAGUGCUCUAUAAACUUGUGAAAGACUGAUAAAAGCCUAAAGAUUAGAGGAAGCAAUGAAAGAGCUUGAAGAAAUCGACCAUCCUCAUCUCAAUCAAGAUUACCAAUCAUAAAUAGCAUUUCUCAAGGGCACAAUAUACAUGCAAAAUCACCAAUAUGAAAAGGCAAUUAAUAGUUUUUAAAAAUGCAGACAAUAAGGAGACUUCUAUGCAAAUGCUUUGGUUCUAUAAGCCAUGUCCUUAGGAAAGUUAGGCAACUUUAUAGAAGCAAUAUCGCUUUUGAAAGACUUUCUAUUGAAAAACAAUGCAAAGCAAUCUCCAGUCUAUUAUGAUGCAGUAUUGUAAAAAGGAAAGCUGUUAUUGAAAUUAAAAAAAUACAAAUUGGCUAUGCAGGAUUUUAUGAUUGCCUCAGCCUUAGAAAAAGAUAUACAAACGUUUUAAGGGACUAUGGGGAAAGGGGAUUGCUUAAGACUUUGUGGGAAGGCUUUUGAAGCACUUAUAAUUUAUGAAGGAAUCCCAGAUAGUCAUCAAGUGCUGAUUAGAAAGGUGAUAUGUUAUUAAGAAUUAGAAUAAUUUGAUAAGGCUUUAGAAAUAAUCAAUAGGAUUUUAAUUUAUGAUUCUAGUAACUCGUAGGCACUCUAUUUAAAGGGCUAAAUAUUUAUGAAGAAAGGGGAAUUUAAUGAAGCUAUUUUAAGUUUUGAAUAAUCAAUAACUGAGAACAAUAGUAAAAAAGCUGUCACUAAAUCUCUAAUAGAAAUAGCUAAAAUUAAAAUUGAUUAAAAAGAUUUCUAUUCUGCUUAUUAUACUUUAUAGAGAGUAGAUCAUUUAGAUGUGGAAAAGGCAUCGAUUAUUGAUCUUAAACAGUUUACAGAGGGAGUAAUAUUUCUAAUGAAACGUAAGUACAAGGAUGCCAUUAUAAUCUUCACUGAAUUGAUCAAUAAAUAAUAAUUGGGUGAGUUCAUCAAGAAACAUAUUUUUGUCUAUAGAGCUUAUGGGUUCAUUUAAGUAAACAAAUAUCAAAACGCUCUGAAAGAUUUUAACUAUAUAUCAAAUUUUUAUCCUUUAGAUCCACCAUAAUUUUACAACAAGGUGAUUUGUGAGGGAAUCGCUUUGACCUAAUAAAAUUAUUUUGAUAAAGCCUAAUCUUUGUUUUAGAAGGCUUCUUAGUUAAUUCCAGGUAAAAUGGAACCACAUUUUUAUAAAGCUUUAACUUUAAUUCAAUUUGUAAGCAAGCUUUAGAUGAAUGGAAAAGAUAAGUUAAUAAAAAAUGCAUUAAAAUAUCUUGAUAAAGCUGUAACAUUAAAUGAUAACAGUUCAAACUUAUUAUAUCAUAGAGGAAUAAUAAGAUUCUAUUUUGGUUAAUUGGAAUUAGCUCUUUAAGAUUUAACAAUUGCCAUUGAAAAGAAUGAGUAACGAAAUCCAAAAAUAUUAUAUGCAAGAGGUCUGGUUCAAGCAUGUUUAGAUAAUCCAUAACAAGCAUUAAUCGAUUUUACAGUGGCGAUAAAUUGGGACCCAAAAUACGCUGAAGUGUAUUUGAAUAGAGCAAAAGUAAAUACAUAACUAGGAAAUAGAACUGAGGCUUAUGAAGAUUUGCAAACUUACAUUUCAACAAAUCCAACGGAUCCAUAAAUUUACUUAUGGGCAGGUAAUUUACUAUUUCAUCUUGGUGCUCAUGGUACUGCCAUAAAAACAUAUUCUCAUUCUCCUGACCUAUAAAAUGAUGUUUAGUUAUUGAGUUAUCGAGCUAUGUGUUUCAUUAUUGAGAAAGAUCUUAAUAAUGCUCUAAUAGAUUUAAGCAGAGUUUACGAUCUUACGAGUGAUUAAAGAUGGUUCAUUGACAAGGAAUGUUUGAGUGCAUUAAAAAUUGCAAUAGAAUAAAAUACAAGGGAAUUAAUAUUAAUUUCUAAUCCAAUGAAUAAAUCUAUUAAGAGAUCCAUAAGUUACAGAUUGGCUUCGAGAAGAUUAAAGUAAAUCAUAAGUUCAGAAGUUGAAGGCUAUUUAUUCAUGAAAUCCGAUUUAUUGUUUUACAGAGGAGUUAUGAAAUUUUAUUAGGGUAAUUAUAUCAAAGCAAUUAAUAACUGGAAUAAUUCUUUUGAAUUAAUGAAGCAACAAUAAAGAGAAGGGGUUGCUUCAAAUGUUCAAUCAGAUUCUUCUGAGGGGUCUGAUAGAUUGACUGUCGAAAUGGAUGAUAUCAGAUUCUAAGAUCAUACUUAUAAUAUGCAUGAAUAUUAAUACAAUGUUGCUGUGGCCACUAUUUUAAAUAAUCUAAAACCUGAAGGAAAAUUAUUGCUUGAAGAAUUGGGUAGAUUAUUACCUUAGACACUUGCUUAAGGAAUAAUGCAACUUAGAGAUGCUGUUGAUGGCCAAUAAAUUUAGAGUGUUUUUGUUUUUCCAGAGACUAGUAGAUUAUGUGAGGUCUUCCCUAAAUUUAAAGUGGGAAAUGCAGAAACUAGACUGUCUUUUUGUUUACCUAAGUUACCUUCUCCUUGUAUGAAACCCGGAUUUGAUCAGUAGUUACUAUAAUCCAUCUAAUCUAUUGAUGUGGAAAAUAAGCCAGAAGCACCAUGGAUUAAAAGGAGUCUUGAUGGAGUUAUUUUCACAGAAAAUGUUCAAUAUAUUGAAUUAGAUCUUUAAAGUGAAACCUAAAGAUCCGAACUGGAUUAAACAGAGGAACAAGUUGCUGACUAAAUGGAUGGCAACUUAUAUACACUAGAAAAAUCUACUUGUAUAAGUAAUUGA
This is a messenger RNA of Paramecium tetraurelia, 3093 nucleotides long. RefSeq lists its product as uncharacterized. Gene Ontology annotation, molecular function: protein binding. The transcript has 5 exons. The record is from RefSeq and is a predicted model, not a curated record. NCBI's taxonomy places the organism in Eukaryota, Ciliophora, Oligohymenophorea, Peniculida, Parameciidae.